Molecule: messenger RNA, 393 nt
Organism: Ambispora leptoticha
Lineage: Eukaryota; Fungi; Glomeromycota; Glomeromycetes; Archaeosporales; Ambisporaceae
Source: the annotation of a GenBank genome assembly
UUGCGUGCUAACUUAGUGAAUGUAUCUACUUCUGAGCUAUCUUGGAGAGAGCCUUUAGCUAGUCAAGCUAUCAGCGAUAACUUCAUUUUGAUACAGCGACUUCCAAAACAAUUCCCGGAAAUAUUUAUGAAACCGGUAGAGGAUAUGAUCCCCCCAACUCCCACAAUAAUUCGAGAAAAAUGCAACAAAUUUGAGAGCGACAAUAUUCUUGCUGAAGUUGCUGAAAACAUUUUAGAUACAUUAAAUAUUGUAUGGGAUAAUCCCGCAUUUGGGCCCGAUUUUGUUAAGUCAUUGAAUGAGAGUACAUAUGUGACAAAUGUUAUUGUAAAAGAUCUACCUUUUGGAAGAAUGGCAUUCAUUGAACGUCAAAGUACCGCUAGUGCAGAUAGGUGA